Messenger RNA from Coffea arabica (coffee), 715 nucleotides. RefSeq lists its product as uncharacterized. Lineage: Eukaryota; Viridiplantae; Streptophyta; Magnoliopsida; Gentianales; Rubiaceae. The record is from RefSeq and is a predicted model, not a curated record.
UCAUUUAGUAAGGUAGAUUAAUGAAAAUAAUUUCUCCAUCUAUUUUAAUAUACACCUGAGAAGAAGGCGAAAGCAGGCUAAUCCAAUCACAGUUUCAGCACCUCUUUAUAGAAACCCAAUUACCACAUUUCACAUCUAGAGAGAGUGAUCAGUGCGAGAUGGCAAAGGGUCUGAUAUGGGCAACAGCAGAGGACUUAGCAAGAAACAGAGGAAGAGUGCUUUCACUGUAUAGACAGAUUUUAAGGAGCCUCAACUCGCCUGCUUUGCCUUUGAAUUUGGCUGCUAGAUUGUCCAAGAAAGCCGAAGUUCGUGCAAUCUUUAUGCUGGGUUCUGAAGAACGAUCCAUCCACAACAUUGAGGACCUUAUAGAUGCCGCAGAGUACUCUCUAUCUCUGUUGAGGAAAGGUGAAAUCCCAAAGCACAUCCAGUAAAUGAGUGAUGGAUGUCUAUAUCACUUCCUAUGGACUAAGCAAGUGGAAUUACUGUUGAGAGAUGCUAACUUAGUUGUGUUCUUAGAGAGUAGGUACUAGGUAGUUUUAUUUUAUUUUAUUAUUAUUAUUAUUAUUUUGUGUGUGUGUCCAAUUUUACUUUCUUUUGAACUAAGAUGGGAAGAUGAUGGAGCUUCUCGGAUUUGUUCGAUUGGAAAUUUCUGAAUCUCUCAACAAAUUCUGUCUUGUGGGUUGCCUAUGGUUCUGCAAAAACUCAUAUUCUCUCA